AGAAAUAAUUUUAUUAUUGAAGUGAUAACAUCCAUUUUCGCUGUAGUGAUUGAAUAAAAAAAAAAGAGAAGUGAUAACAUAACACAUAACGAAUAACACAACGAGAGCUAUUGCACAUUCGGAAAUUUAAUCGCAAACCAGCUGCUCAGGAAAAUUGUAAACAAGAAAAAGACAAAAAACAAACAUUUCAUUGGAAAGUGCGAGAAGAAAGGGCAAGACAAGAACGAACAAACUUGCAAUAGAAAAAAACCUCAACUUUUUCUCAGUCGAAAUACAUACGCACAUACAUAGUAUUCAAAGCAUGAAUCUAUCAUUUGCUGGUUGCGGAUUCUUGGGUAUCUACCACGUUGGAGUCGCCGUCUGCUUCAAGAAGUAUGCUCCACACCUAUUGCUAGAGAAAAUUGGUGGAGCUUCGGCCGGUUCCCUGGCAGCAUGUUGCUUGCUCUGUGAUUUGCCAUUAGGCAGCAUGACAUCGGAUUUCUUUCGGGUGGUGAACGAGGCUCGUCGCUACUCACUGGGUCCUUUCAGUCCUUCCUUCAAUAUACAAACCUGCCUGCUGGAGGGCCUGCAGAAGCAUCUGCCCGACGAUGCCCACAAGCGCGUUAACGGUCGGCUGCACAUCUCCCUGACCCGUGUGUACGAUGGCAAGAAUGUGAUCAUCUCUGAGUUCGAGUCUCGGGAAGAAGUGCUACAGGCCCUGCUCUGUGCUUGCUUCAUACCGGGCUUCUCAGGAAUUCUGCCUCCACGUUUCCGUGGCGUUCGCUACAUGGACGGUGCCUUCUCCGAUAAUCUGCCCAUUCUAGAUGAGAAUACCAUUACGGUCAGUCCCUUCUGCGGGGAGAGCGACAUCUGCCCGCGCGACCAGAGCUCCCAGCUCUUCCACCUGAACUGGGCAAACACCAGCAUCGAGAUCUCAAGGCAGAACAUCAAUCGAUUUGUAAGGAUUCUGUUCCCUCCGCGGCCCGAGUUUCUCAGCAAGUUCUGCCAGCAGGGAUUCGACGACGCCUUACAAUUCCUGCAUCGCAACAAUCUAAUUAACUGCCGUCGCUGUGUGGCGGUACAGUCCACGUUUGUCGUCUCUGAGACAGUGGCCCAGCCGCAGGAGUUCGAUCCAGAGUGCAGGGAGUGCAAAAAGCAUAGAAAGGACGCAUUGAGCUCAAACAUGCCACAAACGGUUUUGGAUGUGAUACAGGACUACAUCGAGCAGGCGAACAAAGGCCUUGCCAACUGGAUCUUCAAGCAUCGGGGCAUCAAACUGCUCUCGCUGCCAGCGACUGUGCCUAUGGACUUCUUCCUGGCCACCAUAUCCAAAAUAUCGACACUGACCCCAAAACUUACCAAGCAAGCCCGACAAAUGGUGGAAGAGUUGAUUAAUCAAUUGAAUAACGCCAUGCAAAUCCGCCUGCUCAAUAAAUUCACGCUGUAUGAUCAGCCGCACUUUGAUGCCACUGGACUGCUGCAUUCGAACCGGCUAUAUGGACCCAGAGUCUCCAUUCUUGUGGAUGAGUGCGGUGCCACUCCCCUGGAGGACGAUGUCGAUAACUUUGAGCAUGUUCUCAAGAUGACCACGCACAACGAUGCUCUCUACGCCUACUACUACACCGACAACAACACGAACAAGGUGAAGGUAACCGAGAUAUUUGACUUUGACGAUAUGACGGAGCACGAUGAGCUGGCCACAGACCUACAGAUCUACGAGGGCUCAGUCGAGGAUCAUCCGAAUCCCCACCAGCACAGCCACAACACGGUCGUCAGCGAGUGGAAUGGCGUCGAAUCAGACUUUUUCAUCGAUGCUCAGACGCCAAAUGUGGAUGUGGAUGCCCCGAAACCACACACGUCACACUUUCCACAACCGGAUUUUGAGGCCGAGUCAGAUGCUAGUGUUCUCAGUGAUCCCGAGGCGGAUCAAAGUUUUAGACCCUCUACGCAAAGCAACGACAUGUACAUAGAAAUUGAAUGAGAGUUGAGCGAUGAACGAUGAGUCAGCGGACGUAGCUUUAGUAUCCCUCGUCUUAUGAACUGUAACGAAACAUCUCCAAAGCGGCUUGUAGCAAAGCGAAAGGCCUUAGUAGCGUUUCCAUUAUAUUGUAAAACUAGCUUUAGUACGACCAACGUAUGUACCUAACUUAACAUAGCGUAUGCUGCCAUUGUAUCC
Drosophila guanche is the source of this 2155-nucleotide messenger RNA. RefSeq names its product 1-acylglycerol-3-phosphate O-acyltransferase Pnpla3 (gene bmm). The record is from RefSeq and is a predicted model, not a curated record. Gene Ontology annotation, cellular component: cytoplasm; lipid droplet; membrane. The transcript is spliced from 7 exons. Bases 302 to 1960 code for a protein of 552 amino acids. Gene Ontology annotation, molecular function: triacylglycerol lipase activity. Gene Ontology annotation, biological process: triglyceride catabolic process; lipid homeostasis. NCBI's taxonomy places the organism in Eukaryota, Metazoa, Arthropoda, Insecta, Diptera, Drosophilidae.